This is a messenger RNA of Dissoconium aciculare CBS 342.82, 1920 nucleotides long. RefSeq names its product cytochrome P450. Gene Ontology annotation, molecular function: monooxygenase activity; oxidoreductase activity, acting on paired donors, with incorporation or reduction of molecular oxygen; iron ion binding. Bases 85 to 1776 code for a protein of 563 amino acids. The record is from RefSeq and is a predicted model, not a curated record. The transcript has a single exon. Lineage: Eukaryota; Fungi; Ascomycota; Dothideomycetes; Mycosphaerellales; Dissoconiaceae.
UCUUUGAGACUUGAACUUAUUUGAACCUAUCUCUCUGCCUUUUCAUCCCAUCAUCGACACUGAAAGACCACUCGCUCCAGCACAAUGGCGGUGAUGAUGGUGUCAGCAGUGACCAUAGCGAUCAUCGCCUAUGCCAUUUACAAGUUCAUAAUCUAUCCCACCUUCAUCUCUCCGUUAUCCAGGAUCCCAGCGGCGCAUCCCACGGCUCAUUUUUCGUCGCUGUGGAUCCUGCACCAUCGUCUUCAUCAGCGGGAUACCCUCGUGGUCCAUGAUGCCCAUACCCGCCUCGGUCCAAUCGUCCGCAUCGCUCCGAACGAGGUCGCGAUCAACAGUGUCGAUGGGGGCAUCAAGACGAUUUACACGGGAGGAUUUGAAAAAGGCGAGUGGUACCAGAUCGGUUUCGCCAACUAUGGUGUUGAACCCAUGUUCGCUAUGCCGGAUCGGAAACAUCACGGCGUGAGGAAGCGACUCGUCAGUAAUGUCUACGCGAAGUCGACCUUGCUCGGAAGUGCUGCGAUCCGGGGGAUCACGAGCGUUGUGGUCCGGCAUAGACUUCGAGAUCGCAUCCGAAACGAUAUGAGACGAUGUGAGCGCGAGGGAGGCAGCGUUGAAUUCUAUGACAUUUUCGCGGCGGCGGCAUUGGAUUUUGUCUCCGCUUACGUCUUCGGUGUGACAAAUGCUACCAACCUUCUCGAAGAUCAGAAAGAGUCGGUGAGGUUUCUGAGAGAAUUCAAAGCUCGGCAGGUUUACACGUUCUGGCGACAGGAAUGUCCCUUGUUCACCAAAUUCAUGUCAAGUCUUGGCCUUCUUUGGACGAUUGUACCGCGAUGGGUCGAUGAGUCUAGUGAAAAGAUCGAGCGAUGGAAUAUGCGAUUGUGUGAAGCUGCAGAAGCAAGUUGCGCAAUCGGAGAAACCAACCAUGACCACCCGGAAUGCUUCCCCACCGUGUAUGCACAGCUCAGAGAGGGCUUGAUCAAGGUCACUGCGCAAUCAAUCGGAAAGAGCAUGACGUCUGUGGAUCAGGCGACCCGAGUGGAGAUCGCUGCGGAGUUGCUGGACCAUACCCUAGCAGGUCUCGAUACCUCGAGCAUCACGCUCACCUACCUUGCAUGGGAGGUCAGCCGACCAUCAAAUCGACAUUGGCAGGAUCUCCUCAGGAGAGAAGUCCGCAAUCUCCCUAGGCAGCUGCGAUGGGAUGCGCGGGCGCUUGAUGGCUUGCCCAUACUGCAUGCAAUCAUCAUGGAGACACUUAGGCUGCACGCUCCCAUCCCUGGUCAACAGCCUCGGGUGACACCCACAGUUUCUGAGGGAUGCUCACCAACCAUCCUGUGUGGACACGAGCUUCCGACCGGGGUCCGCGUCCAAGCUCAAGCGUGGAGUCUGCACCGAAACAAAGAUGUUUUCCCCGAUCCCGAAGCCUUUGAACCCCGGAGAUGGCUUCCUCCUGGCGGCAAUUCGCUCCCCGUGACGUCGUCAACGACACCAGAGCAUGCCAAGGAGAUGGCGCGGUGGUUCUGGGCCUUCAGUUCUGGAGGCAGGAUGUGUGUAGGCUCGAACCUGGCGAUGCUAGACAUGAAAGCAAUCGUCGCUGGGAUCUGGUCGAGGUUUGAGACGACAGCGAUCUCCGGCGAUGAAUCGAUGAGACACAACGGUGGCUAUCUCGCCGAGCCUCUCGGUGCUGGCCCGGGAGGAUAUUGUCGGCUGCAGGUGCGAGGUUUGGAUGACGAUAAGGAUGAUGACGAUGAUGAUGUAAAAUCACAAGAAACAGCCGUGUGAGAGAAGGCGAAUUACUGCCAAUGCAUGCGCUUGAUCCUGCGCUUGUCUGGUUGGGCUAUCGACUAGCCCAACACUCGUCGAGGGCAUAUGCCGCGAAAGUAAGCUCAGGAAGUUUCACCAAUAUGACGGCAAGGAUAUAAGCUC